Messenger RNA from Epinephelus fuscoguttatus (brown-marbled grouper), 5376 nucleotides. Its product is annotated as synaptonemal complex protein 2-like. The coding region runs from base 151 to 5142 and encodes 1663 amino acids. The transcript has 47 exons. The record is from RefSeq and is a predicted model, not a curated record. Lineage: Eukaryota; Metazoa; Chordata; Actinopteri; Perciformes; Serranidae.
GUAAUGAAUGAAAAUACUUCGCGCGUUUGACGUUGGACCUGUCAAACAGUUUAUUGUCAUGUUUCUGCGCAACAUUUGACAUCACGACCUAACAGCCUUUUGAAGACAGCUGAAGCGAAGUUGAAGUAAAGCUGUUCCUCUAAAUGGAAAAUGGCCCCGGGACAGGACACUCAGUUGGAGAAAGUCAUUGAUGAGGUGUUAAAGAGUGGGGCUGUCCAACCACUGGAUGUUUUCUUGCAAAGCAACAUACAUGAAGGGACUGUCAUCAAAUGUUCCCAACAGUUUCUCACCAAAUUGGAUAAACUUGUCAGCAGGAAUUUGGAUAAAAAAGAUGCAAAGUCAGCCAGUUUGGCUUUUGCCAUCCUCUACAAGUGUGGGAAAAACCUGAAACUACCUGGUGGUUCCCAAGGACUGUCAGGAAUAAUAGCUCAAGGCCUGCUCAAAAAGAUGGUGCAGUGGUUUGAGAAAUGCAGGCGACUGUGGAUCGAGUGUGGCCCGCAGUGGGAUGAGACCUUGUUCAACCUCUCUGAGGAUUUCUUUGAUGUCUUAAUGGUGGUUCAUGAAGCCUGCAAAGAGGGAACUUACAAAAUCACAGACUCCUUCCUGUACCCUGUUGGUCAGUUGGCAGUAGACCCCAGUAUCUACAUCCUGAUCCAAAAAGAGGCAAUUCGCAAAUUUAACUUACUUCUGGACAAAAUCCCAGUGGAGCUCAAGAAAGAGAGGAAGAUCCUAUCAUCACAGGAGGCCUCAGAUAUCAUGAUCAAGCUAGCUGGUCUGAUAAUGAAGGGUGGUGAUUACGACUUGCAGACAGCCCUGGUGGAGGCAUUGUGCAGAAUGGCAGCUCCUGACCAGAGGAAGGAGCUGGCCUAUCGGUGGUUCAGCAUGGAGCAUGUGGCCAGCGCCUUUGUCAAGAUCAGUGAUUCUGAGUUUGAGACGGACUGUCGCAAAUUUCUGAACUUGGUGAAUGGGAUGCAGGGAGACAGGAGCAGAGUGUACUCCUAUCCUUGUUUGGAGGCUUAUCUGGACAAGCAUGAGCUGCUGAUGCCUGCUGAUGAGAACCUGGAAGAAUUUUGGAUCGACUUUAACCUUGACAGCCGCAGCAUCUCCUUUUACUUCUCUUUUUCUGAUGAUGAGGCACAGGAGGCCCAGUGGGAAACAGUAUGUUUCAAUGACAAUGAAGUCCAAAGCUACACUGUAACAGAGGAGGGCAAGAGGAAAGUCUUGCAGAUAAAGUUGUCACAGGUUGUGAUUGUGGGUGCGGUGGAAGGAACGAGUGUUACCAUCCACUUCAGCUCCUCCCUGGACAUCCUGCAGGCUGCUCGUAAAGUCUAUGGACACAGCAAAAACAAAGGCUUUGUGGGAAGUAAAAUAGAUCAAAUUAGCAUGACAGCUUCGAAACAUUUGUGUGUGUUUCUCUCCAUGCAGGUUGUUCCAGAGAGUCAGAUGUCCCGCGGUGAAAGUGAGAAAAACACUGCACCUUACCUUCUACCUGCCCCGUCUGCACCUGCACAGAUGGUGACCCCAACCAGGAUGAGGAUUUCAGAGUCCACCACCUUCAUCAGCAGCAGUGGAGGAGGAAGUGUGCAUUGUGCCAGUUCCCUCGCUGCUGUUAUGUCAUCAAACACUUCAGCCAAGGGUAAGGGGAAGCCGUCUCUGGAGAUGGUUCGUUCAAGUGACAGGCAAGGUGAACAUCACUUGGGAGAGCUAAGGACAACUGCAAAGACCUGCAGUAAUGCCACAACACCUCACAGCACAAUAGCAGGUGACAUGACAAAACAGAGUGCUACAUCUCUACAAAGCACAGCUUCCAAACUGUCCAAUAAGAAUAAGGUCGGCAAACACAAAAAGAAUGUACCACUGGCAAAAGCAGCAGAUGUGGUUCCAGCUGGACAGGGAGAGGAACAGUCUCUGGAGUCCAGUUUUGUGCCUGACACCCAACCCAAAACUGGGAGAAACAUAUCUAUGAACUGGAGCAAACUGUCAGUUUCUGAAAUGCUAAUGAUGCCCACACAGAAAAUCAGUUCUCUGCCAAGACCUGAGUCUCAGUCAAGUUUGGCAGGACAACAGGAGAGCCUGUCCUCAGCACAGACAUCGUCAGUUGCAGGCUCGAGCUCAAUCAGCCAAAAGCAACUUCACAUACAGCUCACCCAGCGCCUGCAGCAGGUCCUCAGAGAGAGGAACCAAGAUCCGGCACAUCAGGAGCCAUCUGCACCCCACAGAAACAUGUCUGACAUCAGAGAGGACUCUAAAGGCAGAAGCUCUAUGGAGCAGUGUGCUGCAAAACUGUGUUCUCCCAAAAAGCAGCAGGCCCAGAGGAAUGGCCUGACCAAAGGGAAGAGUAAACGGCAGAUGUCACUGGAGACAGAUGCAGAUGCAGUCAAAGCUCCAGCCAAGGCCUCCACAGCUAAAGCUCCGCAGAAGGGAACACCACAGAAAGGGAAGGCUGACACUAACAGGAACCUUUCAAGCAAAGAGAAGAGAGAUGCAGAGGUUGCAGGCAGCAUGGUGAAGCUCAUCUCUAGCCGCUAUGACAGUAACACCAAAUCCACAGCAAAAGAUACUGCAGACACAAUCCCUCAGAGCUGGAUUCCUCCUCUUGUCAACAGGCCAGUCUUCAAUAUGGGCUGGUUAUCAACCUCUAAAAGAGAAGUAUCUGGAGCUGUAGGCGUCAUGAAAUCUUACAGUAAAACCACAACAAACUCUACGAGGCAGAGAAAAGAUGUUUUUGCAUUUAACUUUGAUGCAUCAUUGAGUGCUGGGGGAAAGAACAAAACCUUCACUAACACUUCUGCCACAUCAAUCAGCGCCAUCCACGACUCCUCAGCACUCAGCACAACCAAGAAAGGACAACCUGUGGCAAAAGAGAAGCGGUAUGUGAAGAGGCAUCUGUUCAGUGACACAGACACAGACUGUGUCACGACAGAUGUCAGCUGGUUGAGGGAAUCAAGCAGGAAACCCAAACCCAAAGUUACCAAAUACUCCAGGCAGGCGCCCGUCAAGUCCAAAGCUGUGUCACCUCAUACUUCAUAUGAGUUUCCAGGUGUACCCCCACCCUCUCAAAAACCUGUAAAGGACAAUACCAAACCCAGUAAGAAGCCUGAUGUGAAGAAGAGAAUGGAGCAGCCGAAUAAGACAGUGAAGCCAGCAGUAGAGCCAAAGAGACCACAUGCAGCAGGCAGGAGGCCCCAGAGAACUGCAGCCACCUUUAUCAAAAGCUACAGGGAGACAGACACUGAUGACAGCCAGUCAGAACCAGAGGAGCCUCCUGUUUCCAAGCACUCCUCCACUCAUCAUCUGGAGAAAGCUGAGAAACCUCACGAGGCUGCUCAAGUGACAAAGAAAAACACUGCCAGCAAACAACCAACCAGAAGUUAUCUGGAGAUAGACAGCAACUGUCAUAGCAGCGGGGCAGAGUUGGAGUCAGAGCAGCCACGUUUCUCCAAGACAUAUUUUGUAGGCCAGCAGGGGAAGAGUGAGAAGACCAGUUUGGAGGUGCCAGAGGUAAAGAAGGGAAAGAACACCUCCUCUGAGCAAUCCACAGAUCUGAGAAAGCCAUCUGGUCUCAAGCAGCAGAGGCCUGAGAAUGUUCUCCCAGAAACUUCCAGAAAGUUGAGUAAGAAACAUGUCGUCCCUGCUCGAGAACAGAUGAAUGGAUUGAAGGAUUCCCGGGCUGCCCGCCAGACCUCUUUCUGUCCGUCCCCUCCUUUGAUCGAGAGGAUGAGAUCUGCCCCGAUGUCACCUCCAACCUUGGGUUUGACCUGCUCCCCUCUCCUCACUCCGCGGGGAUCCCCACUCCCUGCCUCUCCCGACCCUCCCAGCGCAGACACCCCCUCGCCAAUCCCACUGCUAUCCAAACCUCACUCUACAGUCAGCAGUAAAGGAAACUGCAGGCCCUCCUCUUUCUACAGUGCAGACAAGAAGCGCAGCAAAUCCAAGACUCAGUCCGUCCACUCUGGCCCCUCUCUGCCUUCACUGACCCCCAUUGGUCGAACCUCUGCAGCAGGGGCUCCCAUUGGACGUAGUGCAGCAAAGAUAAGUCCAGUCCAGCAGGGUCUACCCUCCACACCUCAAUCUCCUUUGUCUCUGUCCACUCGGCACCUGUUGACAUCCACACUUCUCGAGCUGGACAAGCCUUCCAUGCCCUCUCCUCCUCAGUCUCCUAUCCCUGAAGACACCACCAACUAUGGGAACUGCCAUGACUUUAGUAAGGUGUCUUCAGUGUCCUGGGUUUCACAGAGCCAGUCGUCUUCUAAGUCGUCAGUGCUCAGUAGCAGAGUGAAGGACAGCCACACUGCUGCCCUGGCUGUGCCUCAUAAAACAGAGAAAACACCAUCUUUAGACCAAAACUCGAAGUCUGAUCAGCUUCAUAUCUCAGGACCCAGUCGCAAGCGCCACAUCUCAUCCAGUAAUUCUGAGAAAGAUGAGAAGGAAGAGAGGAAGAAAAGCAAGAUGAGAGGACAGCGUUCUCCUCGGUUGAAACCAAGAAAGUUGUUCAAGUCCUUUGCUGAGGUGUCUGCUGAGGGUGAGCUAAGUCAAGUGAUAUCUUCGUCCCACACGAUGAGCUCCAGUCACUGGGAGGCUGAAGUGGGGGAUGGAGACAUGGACGCGGAUGAAGAUUUUGAGGUGCCAAAAAUUGCCGUAAACCCGAGUAAUCUGUGCCAGCAAUUCAGCUCUGAGCUGAAGAAGAAGUUCCAGAGCCGUCAUAACAUGGUGGAGGUUUACAACAAGCAGUCUUUGAAGACUGUCCAGCAACAUGUCUCCUCCUUCAACGUGCAAGUAACCAAAUACAGGACUCAGAAGCUUGGACAGGUUCAGAAGGUCCUCUUGGAAGAGAUCCGCAAACUGGAGCAGGGCGACACAGUGCUGAAAAACAUGGAGAAAGACCUGAGUAUGUACUGGAAAAAGCAGAUUGUGGCUUUCCAUUCUUACAAGGAACAGGAAACCAUGAGAAAUGAGAGCCUGAAGAAAGCCCUCCAGAGUAACAUGUGUCACAGCUUGGAGCAUGAGGAGAGAUUAUUCACUUCCCAGAUGUGCCUGAUGAGAAAAGACAUGAAGUCAGUUCAGGACAGACUCCUCAGUGAGAUGCAAGAGGGGGAGAUCCAGAGUGUGAAGAGAGGCCUGCACGCCUUGUUUUUCCCCUGAUGGAGCCGGGUUUAGAGUUCAGCAGGUGCUGCCAGAGUUCUCCACACUAUGAUAAAGGUGUUCACCUCACCACAUGAUGCACACUGAGCUGUGGACUUCGGCUGUGCUGGUUUCAUUUCAAAGUGUUGAUUGUUCCAGGAUCUUUUAUUAUAUGUGGGUGUGUUUGGUUUAUUCUCAUGUGUUGUUGCUAUUUAUGUUUUUAAUAGAAAUAUUUACUAUUCUGAUAUUUGUUUG